UAUCGCCGGACAGACAAAACAGUUCUAUAUAAUUUCAAACAAUCACCGGGAUACUUUUACAUUAUGAAUACAUGAAUGACUAUUUCAACGAUUGAACUUUCCCCGCAACACUAUUUUUCCAGUCUCGUGAUCUCUUGGACUAAAGAUGUCAGGCUAGUUAUGUUUAUUAGCUUUUUCUUUCUUUUUUUUCUUUUCUUUUUUUUCUUUUCUUUUUUUUUUUUUCUCCGCGAAGUGUUUUACUGCUUAUUUCUAUCAGCUGUUAUCUAAGGAUACCUAAUGUUAUCCAAUCCACGGGGAGACCCAGCCUAAUUGAUGAAGCUUUUGCUCAGGCAGUUGGAUCCCUCCUCAAAGGUCCUGGUUAUUCUGUUUUACAGGAGGGAAACUUCACUAUCUAGUUAGCUAGCUAUAAAUUGUUUCGAGUCUGAUUUAGGUUACCCAAACAUUAGCUAGUUGUUUUCUAGCACAAAGAACUACAGAGUAUUUUAUCUGAACAUAGGUUUACGUCCAUCAUUUUAAGGCGCCACGAGUCAUGUCUGGUAUAGCGUUAAGUCGUCUCGCGCAGGAACGGAAGGCAUGGCGGAAAGAUCAUCCAUUUGGCUUCGUAGCUGUUCCAACCAAAAACCCAGAUGGAACCAUGAACUUGAUGAAUUGGGAGUGUGCUAUUCCUGGAAAGAAGGGGACUCCUUGGGAGGGAGGCUUGUUUAAACUGCGGAUGCUCUUUAAGGAUGACUACCCUUCCUCCCCUCCAAAGUGUAAAUUUGAACCUCCCCUGUUUCAUCCCAACGUAUACCCAUCUGGCACAGUGUGCCUGUCAAUUUUAGAGGAGGACAAAGACUGGAGGCCCGCUAUUACAAUCAAGCAAAUCUUGUUAGGAAUUCAAGAACUCCUAAAUGAGCCGAACAUUCAGGACCCAGCACAAGCUGAGGCAUAUACAAUUUACUGCUGACUAGCAGACUACGUUCUAAGAUGCAGUUUUUCCAAAACAGAGUGGAAUAUGAAAAAAGAGUCCGAGCACAAGCCAAAAAGUUUUCUCCAUAAGCCUCGACGUUUUGCCGCAAAGGAAAGAGAUUUGAUGAGGUCCUUGCAGUCACUCCUCACCACCCCUGCCCAACCCUCAUCCAUUUCACAUUAAUUCUCACCUGGAUUUAAAGAGAAUUCAAUGUCUUGUGCCAUUCAGUCCAGUGACACUCGUCUAACAAAGCACUCUCUUGGCUCUUAAUUUGUCUUUAUUUCCUUCUGAAAGAGGUAGUGUCGCCAUUGCCCCGUUGAAGCUAAAUCAGGGCACAGACUCUCCUUCCAGAGGGCUGCAGGUCUACAUGGUUCCAUUUUCCCCCGUCCCCCUCCUUGCUCUGGCCUGCUUAGAUUCGUGAUGGGCUUGGUAAUUACCUGAUGAGACUAAUCAGGCAUGUCUGAGCAGGGAAAACAAACUACAGUAAUGUGGCCAUUCUGGUCUGCAGAAGAUGACAUUUUGGAGAUACGGAGUUUGUACUUUGUACGUGCAGGAAAAGGCACUGAGAAUUGAUCCAUAUGCAGCAUAAUGAAAUUGUAUUCCACGUACGAAGUUAUGAACAUAACUUGCUCUUUUUUUCAUUCUUUCAGACUGGCCUUCUUUAAACUCUUCCAUGGUUUAAUGAUGUAAGACAAUUACUUAAAUGUCAGUAUUUCAGCUGCUGUAAAAUGAUACUUUUAUACUUCCUUGAUUUUGAAUUAGUGUCUCUAGAACUUUCAUUCCUGGUGCAGGCAGUGUAGACAGCAUGUAAUAGACAGUAUGAUAGCAUUGUGCUGCCUUGGCCAACUAAAUAUGUUGUGCAAAAAAGAAAGGCCUCUGAAUCAAAACGGAAAGGUGGAUUAGUUUGUUGCUGCAUCACUCUUUGUGUUAAUAUGGUGUUUUUGUUCAUGUGAGUGUUUAGAGUAAAUAAAAAUGUUUAUACAAAAUUA
Molecule: messenger RNA, 1938 nt
Organism: Electrophorus electricus (electric eel)
Lineage: Eukaryota; Metazoa; Chordata; Actinopteri; Gymnotiformes; Gymnotidae
Gene: ube2ia
Product: ubiquitin-conjugating enzyme E2Ia
Source: RefSeq, a predicted model, not a curated record